Molecule: messenger RNA, 2850 nt
Organism: Zalophus californianus (California sea lion)
Lineage: Eukaryota; Metazoa; Chordata; Mammalia; Carnivora; Otariidae
Gene: SULF2
Product: sulfatase 2
Exons: 20
Coding region: 1-2850 (949 amino acids)
Cellular component (GO): Golgi apparatus; endoplasmic reticulum; plasma membrane
Molecular function (GO): glycosaminoglycan binding; N-acetylglucosamine-6-sulfatase activity; calcium ion binding
Source: RefSeq, a predicted model, not a curated record
AUGGGAUUUGCAUUUUGGGAAGAUCCUGCCGGUGCCCUGGAGAGACUGGAGGAUGCGGGCGCGGUCGGUAGAAACAGGGGCCCGUUUAGGGGGCUGUUGCGGUGGCGCAUCCCCUUCUAUGGACCAGAGCCCUUGAUGAGUCCCCUGAGCUGGGACUUUGGCAAGGGUUGGGGGCAGAGCGGGAAGAAGGGACCAGAGACACAUCCACAAAACGCCACUUCAGACUCGUGGGUCCUGCCAGAAGCCCCGGAUCGGCGGAACGUAAAAUGGCCCCCCCCCAGCCUCCUGCUUUGCUUGCUCUCCGCAACCGUUUUCUCUCUGCUGGGGGGAAGUUCAGCGUUCCUGUCGCACCACCGCCUGAAAGGCAGGUUUCAGAGGGACCGCAGAAACAUCCGCCCCAACAUCAUCCUGGUGCUGACAGACGACCAGGACGUGGAGCUGGGUUCCAUGCAGGUGAUGAACAAGACGCGGCGCAUCAUGGAGCAGGGCGGGGCGCACUUCAUCAACGCCUUCGUGACCACGCCCAUGUGCUGCCCCUCACGCUCCUCCAUCCUCACCGGGAAGUACGUCCACAACCACAACACCUACACCAACAAUGAGAACUGCUCCUCGCCCUCCUGGCAGGCACAGCAUGAGAGCCGCACCUUCGCCGUCUACCUCAACAGCACGGGCUACCGGACAGCUUUCUUCGGGAAGUAUCUUAAUGAAUACAAUGGCUCCUAUGUGCCGCCUGGCUGGAAGGAGUGGGUCGGCCUCCUUAAAAAUUCCCGUUUUUAUAACUACACGCUCUGUCGGAACGGGGUGAAGGAGAAGCACGGCUUUGACUACUCCAAGGACUACCUGACAGACCUCAUCACCAAUGACAGCGUGAGCUUCUUCCGCACGUCCAAGAAGAUGUACCCACACCGGCCCGUCCUGAUGGUCAUCAGCCACGCGGCCCCCCACGGCCCUGAGGACUCUGCCCCCCAGUACUCACGCCUCUUCCCCAACGCGUCCCAGCACAUCACGCCGAGCUACAACUACGCGCCCAACCCCGACAAGCACUGGAUCAUGCGCUACACAGGGCCCAUGAAGCCCAUCCACAUGGAGUUCACCAACAUGCUGCAACGGAAGCGUCUGCAGACCCUCAUGUCUGUGGACGACUCCAUGGAGACGCUCUACAACAUGCUGGUUGAGACCGGCGAGCUGGACAACACCUACAUCGUGUACACGGCCGACCACGGCUACCACAUCGGCCAGUUCGGCCUGGUGAAGGGCAAGUCCAUGCCCUACGAGUUUGACAUCAGGGUCCCGUUCUACGUGAGGGGCCCCAACGUGGAGGCCGGCUCGCUGAAUCCCCACAUCGUCCUCAACAUCGACCUGGCCCCCACCAUCCUGGACAUUGCUGGUCUGGACAUCCCCUCGGAUAUGGAUGGGAAGUCCAUCCUCAAGCUGCUGGAUACGGAACGACCAGUGAAUCGGUUUCACCUGAAAAAGAAGAUGAGGGUCUGGCGGGACUCCUUCCUGGUGGAGAGAGGCAAACUGCUCCACAAGAGGGACAAUGACAAGGUGGAUGCUCAGGAGGAGAACUUCCUGCCCAAAUACCAGCGCGUGAAAGACCUGUGUCAGCGUGCAGAGUACCAGACGGCAUGCGAGCAGCUGGGACAGAAGUGGCAGUGCGUGGAGGACACGUCGGGGAAGCUGAAGCUGCACAAGUGCAAGGGCCCCGCGCGCCUCGGGGGCAGGGCGCUCUCCAACCUGGUGCCCAAGUACCACGCGCCGGGCGGCGGCGACGCGUGUGCCUGCGACGGCGGCUACCAGCUCAGCCUGGCCGGCCGCCGGAAGAAGUUCCUCAAGAAGAAAUACAAGACCAGCUAUGCCCGGAACCGCUCCAUCCGCUCAGUGGCCGUCAAGGUGGAUGGCGGGGUGCACCACACAGGCCUGGAUGACGCAUCCCAGCCCCGCGGCCUUACCAAGCGGCACUGGCCAGGGGCCCCUGAGGACCCAGACGACAAAGACGGCGGAGACUUCAGUGGCACCGGGGGCCUUCCAGACUACUCAGCCCCCAACCCCAUUAAAGUGACACACCGGUGCUACAUCCUCGAGAACGACACGGUCCAGUGUGACCUGGAUCUGUACAAGUCCCUGCAGGCCUGGAAAGAUCACAAGCUGCACAUCGACCACGAGAUCGAAACCCUGCAGAACAAAAUUAAGAACCUGCGGGAAGUCCGGGGUCACCUGAAGAAAAAGCGGCCCGAGGAAUGUGACUGUCACAAAAUCAGUUACCACACCCAGCACAAAGGCCGCCUCAAGCAUAAAGGCUCCAGUCUGCAUCCUUUCAGGAAGGGCCUGCAGGAGAAGGACAAGGUGUGGCUGCUGCGAGAGCAGAAGCGCAAGAAGAAACUUCGCAAGCUGCUCAAGCGCCUGCAGAACAACGACACGUGCAGCAUGCCGGGCCUCACGUGCUUCACCCACGACAACCAGCACUGGCAGACGGCACCGCUCUGGACACUGGGGCCAUUCUGCGCCUGCACCAGCGCCAACAACAACACCUACUGGUGCAUGAGGACCAUCAACGAGACCCACAACUUCCUCUUCUGCGAAUUUGCCACGGGCUUCCUGGAGUACUUUGAUCUCAACACGGACCCCUACCAGUUGAUGAAUGCGGUGAACACACUGGACCGGGACGUCCUCAACCAGCUCCAUGUGCAGCUCAUGGAGCUGAGGAGCUGCAAGGGUUACAAGCAGUGCAACCCCCGGACUCGAAACAUGGACCUGGGACUUAAAGAUGGAGGAAGCUAUGAGCAAUACAGGCAGUUUCAGCGUCGAAAGUGGCCAGAGAUGAAGAGACCUUCUUCCAAAUCGCUGUGA